Oncorhynchus mykiss (rainbow trout) is the source of this 1991-nucleotide messenger RNA. The record is from RefSeq and is a predicted model, not a curated record. Lineage: Eukaryota; Metazoa; Chordata; Actinopteri; Salmoniformes; Salmonidae.
UACCCACCCAACUCACGUCCUGACCAACUAAAACAAAGAAAUAACACACAAGCUAGUGUCAGAACGUGACAGGAAGGCAUAUUUUUGUAUUUUUCAAAGUACUAACCCUUAGUGUGAUGACAUACAGGAUGACAUAUUCAGUGGUGACAUACUCCAUGUACAUUGGCCACUUUUGGACCAGCACCCUUAAACCAUGAUCUCUUUUUCAGUCUAUGAAAUCACUGAUGAAGGAGCUGUGAAACUUAACCUAUACAUGAUUGGAAACAGCUUUACAGAAACUGUAUGGCUUUGCAACAACAAGAUCACUGAGUUUGACAGCUUCUUGGCGGAUAAACGCUACAAACUUUGGCCUGCUCACGUGCCUGGAAUGCAGGACAGACACGUCACAAACCUGGGCUACACCUCUGUGAGAGAAGAGACCUCUAAAGUUUUUUCAAAUACCAAACCCAUUAUUAAAGAAUUUAACCCUGAGAUAGUUGAAGAGGUUGAAGAAAACAAGAUUUCCUACAGGUUCCAGUGUGGGUUUCGUGGCAAGUUCCAGUGCAGAGCUACAGGGCUGGUAUUUGGGAUGAGGGAGCCAGGUACCGUGGAGUAUAGUGUGGACCACUGGGACAUGCACAUGCUUGCUGACACAGACUCUGAGCCUGCAUGUCCUGUGUUUAAGAUCAGCUGUCCAGAGGGACAUAUGUACCAACUGCACCUUCUUCACUGCGAGACUGAGGUCUACGCAGCUGAGGCCUUGUCUGUGGCUCACAUAUGGAGCAAUAGUCUGGAGAUUCUGGUACCUAUUAGGGUGACACAUUCACAUGUGAUUAUAAACAUCAAUGGGCUCUCCAGAUGGACUUUGUUACGCCGCAAGCCAAAAACUAAAAAAAGAAUCAAUGGGCAGGUGCUUCUUUUCCUGGAGCUAAACGUUACAGAAGGACAACACAGGCUCUGGGUUUACCUAUUGUCCCGCAAUGUCCCAUACACUGAGGUAAUAAAGCGAAAUAAGAAGCUGGAGUUCAUCCGUGCUUGCUCUGACUGCUACCUAAGGCCCGAAGCCCGAUACAGAGUGACCUCAGACCUCGAACAGGGCUUCAGCGUCCAUCCCAAGGAGAAAGAUUUGCAUAUUCAUAAUGGCCCAGCUCAACAUGCCACAUUUACAGUCCUCUUGGACAGUACAGUUACCAAAUUGAAGCUGAUGAUUCAGGAGCUCAAGAGGAUGGGGCGAAAGAAGGUGUGGAAAUGCCAAUGGUUUGAACCGAUAUUUCUAAAGCCAGGGAUGUGUGUGUUUAUUGUUUUUUUCCCAAUAGGCAGCAAUCUCACAGAGUCGGACUGGUUGCAGAAUCUGUGUCGCAUCCUGGAGCACCUGUCAGCCAAGGAGAUCAAGAGGCUUAAGUUUCUAGUCAGAACCUCAAAGGAACUCCCACAGCCCAGUAUCUCCAGCCAUGACCUGGAGUGCUUGGAGGAGCUUCACGAUCUUGCAGAGCUAAUGGUAAAGAGCUGGGGGAUGAAUGGCUCCAUUUCAGCCACUCAAUUGCUCAUGAAAGAACUGCCACGCAAAGACGAAACAGUGACAUCCUUGCUGAUGCCCUUCCUGGAGCAAUGUGUGGCGCUAAAGGGGGCGUGAGAGUCAGUGGUGUGAACAGCCUUAAAGGACCUUGGGAAGGUGCUUUCCCUCAGGGUUCUAUACUAGAAGCAUCAGGAGAAGGAGAGUAGAAGAGAACUUUCACACUGUUUUGGCUGGAGGCAACAACAACCCUAAGGAGAAGGCAGACCGACAUUGUUGAACAAAUGUCAGAUAAUGAGGUUCAUUGUGCUAUUUGCUCAGAUUUGUGCUCUUUUGCAUGACAAAUGUCUCCACUGUGUACUUGGUUAAAAAAUAUGUAUGUGUGUGUUCAUAUUUUUAAGCAUUAAAAUGUACUUUAUAUAAUAUCAAUAUUUUCUCCCUGUAUGAUAGUUUUUUUUUACAAUUGUUAAUUUUGUUCUACUAGUUCAAUAAAACAUUU